Colletotrichum graminicola M1.001 is the source of this 447-nucleotide messenger RNA. RefSeq lists its product as uncharacterized. The transcript is spliced from 5 exons. The coding region runs from base 1 to 447 and encodes 148 amino acids. NCBI's taxonomy places the organism in Eukaryota, Fungi, Ascomycota, Sordariomycetes, Glomerellales, Glomerellaceae. The record is from RefSeq and is a predicted model, not a curated record.
AUGGCCGACGCAGCAGUGACUGUUGGCCGUACAGGCGACUACGUCCUUAUUUCUAAGCCCAAGAAGGGCAUUGCCUACGUCGAAGCCCGAUUCAAAGAAGACAAGAUCCCCUCGCACACCGACAGGGGCUGCCAACUGCUCCUCUCCAGGCUCGAACAAGAAUGGAUCCAUAAAGGUGUUCCCGGCGACAUGUUCCAUUCUCUCCGCGUUGUCGAGUUUCAGGGUCUUGACCCGACUACCCGGGUCGUCUCCAUUCGCGAUGUUGCUAUCAAAGUCAACCUGUACGGUCGCACCCCGGAGUCGCCAUCAUCGUCUGAUGAUGAGAUUGUGACCAUGCUGCCCAACUCCACACUCGACGGCCUCUGGGAACUCCUGGUUAUUGACCAUGCUGUUCAACCUCAGCUUUUCUAUCUGAUGCACAGUCUCGGCGAAGCUGGCCCGCGAUGA